AUGGAGUUGGUAAAGAUCCUUACUGCCUUUACCGUAGUGGAUCUCUCAAAUAACAAAUUUUAUGAGGAUAUUCCAAAAUCAAUUGGGAAUCUAAAGUUACUGCAUGUGCUCAAUAUGUCCAAUAACCAUCUCAUUGGCCGAAUUCCAGCAUCAUUGGGGAAUAUAAAGGAACUUGAGUCAUUAGAUCUCUCGCAGAACAAUUUAUCAAGUAAGAUCCCUGAGCAACUUACAAAGUUAAUAUUCCUUGCGGUGUUAAAUUUUUCACAAAAUCUUCUUAUGGGUAGCAUACCACAUACUCAACAGUUUCUUACAUUUACGAAUGAAUCUUUUCAAGGGAACUUGGGAUUAUGUGGUCUUCCACUAUCAAAGAAAUGUGAAGAUAACAAUGUUUCACCACCAUCAACACAAUUGGAAAGCAAAUACGACUGA
Magnolia sinica is the source of this 429-nucleotide messenger RNA. RefSeq names its product putative receptor like protein 25. Gene Ontology annotation, molecular function: protein binding. Bases 1 to 429 code for a protein of 142 amino acids. NCBI's taxonomy places the organism in Eukaryota, Viridiplantae, Streptophyta, Magnoliopsida, Magnoliales, Magnoliaceae. The record is from RefSeq and is a predicted model, not a curated record. The transcript has a single exon.